AUGCGCCAGAACCCCCGCAGAUGCCCCACUGCUGCCAACUGCCGUGUGCCCCCGGCCCUUGUUCGCCAAAGCGAGCGCACUGUCAAGUUUGUUGACAGCCUUGUCGAUUCUGCUACCCAAAUGGUGGAGGUGAUCUGGCCGCUCUCCGUGCCGACCUGUGCCAAUGAGCGCGUGUCUGGCCGUGGUGUCCUUCCUCUCCGGACCUUCAUCCAGGAGACCCUCCGCCGCUCGCGGACUAGCUACUCGACUCUCCAGGUUGCUCUGUACUACUUGAUCCUCAUCAAGGCCCAUGUGCCCAGGAUUGACUUCACCAUGGAGCAGCCCGAAGAUCAGUCUGUCCGCGCCCUGCAGUGCGGCAGACGUAUGUUUCUUGCCGCGUUGAUUUUGGCCUCCAAAUAUCUGCAAGACAGGAACUACUCGGCUCGCGCAUGGAGCAAGAUCUCUGGCCUCAAGGUCAGCGAAAUCAACACGAAUGAAAUGGCUUUCCUCAAGGCCGUGAACUGGAAGCUUCACAUCACCGACCCGAUUUUCGAACGGUGGCAGGCGAUCGUCCUUCGGGCGGCGCCUUCAUCUCACCCCCCACCUUCGCCCGGUGCCCCUCAGAUGCACCUCGGAAUGCACGAUUGGAAGACCCUCAUUCCAAUGCUCACUCCUGAGCUUGAUACGUUUGAUGUUGUUCGCAGGAACUCUGUUCAGAUCUGCAUUCCGAAGCGUCUGACCCCACCCCCGCCUCCGGCUGCUACUUCUCCGGUGCGCGAGUCGUGGCUUCAAGAAAGCAUGCAAGCUUCCCGCGCGAAGGCCACUGCCUUCUGCCUUGAGCCCACGGUGGACAUGACUCCGCCUGCGCCAAUGCUGUCCCGCCUGGGACCGCUCCCCACGCCGCAAAUGACUCCUCAGUCUACCGUGAGCAACACUCCUGCAGUGAGUGUGGCCUCUAUGGGAUCGAGGCGCCCAUCCAUGUGCGCUGCCAUGGCCCAUCAUCAGAACAUGAUGUCUGCUCGUUGCACCCUUGACCAGUGGACACCUACUCCUCGCUUCAACGGCUUGGAGGCCUACCAAUUCUCUGGACGACGACCUUCGCUCGCGGCGUCGACGACCUCUUCGUCGUCUUCGCCCGAUUCAAUGGUUUCGGACAACUCGUCCCGCUCGUCUCGUGCCUCUUCGAUUUCUUCGGUCUCGUCUGCCGCUUGGGCGCCGAACGCCAAACUGGCGAAAUUGGCGACUUGCCGCAAUGCGGGCCUGCCCUACCCGGUGCAGCAGAAGGAAAAGGAGAGCGCCGAGGCUGUUCCGACCAUUGUUCCCAGCGAAUCUCUCUCGUCGCCCGAUUUGGAGGGCUUUCACAUCAACGACGCGUCGGAGCCCACUCCGGUUCCCUUCCAACAGACCGAGAAUGUCUCGCCUAACACUCGUUCUGAGGAGGUGGCCAAGGGUCGCAAGCGAUGCAGAUCAUCCGCGGAUAUGACGCUGCAGCAGAACGUGCGCGAUCUCGUCAACCCCGAGAAGCUCGCAGCAGAAACUCUUCUUACUCUUGACCCUUCUGUACUUCAUCAACGCACUCCGGGCAUUGUCCCCGACCGCAGCCUUGCUUCUUCAUUCCUGCUUCAUACCCCUGGCGGGAGAACGCCUUCGUCGACCUUUGACAUGAAGGCGCUGCAGUCGCCGUUCACUGUCGUUCCGGAAGUCCGCCGCCCGGUGCAGAAGGAUCUCGGCAGGAAGAGGGCCUGCUGUGCCAGCGAAGUUGCUCAGGUCCUCCAAGCGAGGGCUGGUCCCGGCAUGUGGGAGGGCAUCAUCUAG
This is a messenger RNA of Lasiodiplodia theobromae, 1794 nucleotides long. Its product is annotated as Cyclin PHO80-like protein. Gene Ontology annotation, molecular function: cyclin-dependent protein serine/threonine kinase regulator activity; protein kinase binding. Gene Ontology annotation, cellular component: nucleus; cyclin-dependent protein kinase holoenzyme complex. Gene Ontology annotation, biological process: regulation of cyclin-dependent protein serine/threonine kinase activity. The record is from RefSeq and is a predicted model, not a curated record. The transcript has 2 exons. The coding region runs from base 1 to 1794 and encodes 597 amino acids. Lineage: Eukaryota; Fungi; Ascomycota; Dothideomycetes; Botryosphaeriales; Botryosphaeriaceae.